Ostrea edulis (European flat oyster) is the source of this 1870-nucleotide messenger RNA. Its product is annotated as NF-kappa-B inhibitor alpha. Gene Ontology annotation, molecular function: protein binding. The record is from RefSeq and is a predicted model, not a curated record. Bases 593 to 1606 code for a protein of 337 amino acids. The transcript has a single exon. Lineage: Eukaryota; Metazoa; Mollusca; Bivalvia; Ostreida; Ostreidae.
CAUAAGAAAAUAUAAUGGUAACUGACGUAAACGAUUUUGUAAAGGGGUAUUUGAGAUAAGAUAAUGUCUAAACUGAGUUUCACCCACAUACACCUGUGAGCGAUAUAUAUAUAUAUAUAUAUAUAUAUAUAUACAAUAUAUAUAUAUGCCUUACGUAACAUUUUGGAGCAUAAUGAAAAUGCAGAUCAUGAUUUACGACAUCGAGCGUUAACUUUCGAUAUUUCAUUCACAAACUGUUCAGAAGUUGAAAAAAUUCUCUCUAUUACUCAGAUUAAACCAGAAAAAACCCCAUACUUAAAAGUUCGACACGCUGCAUGAUUACCGACAACGAGCCGCGGCUAAUAUGUAGGUCAUCGUACUGAGGGGGAAAUCCAAACGGGAAUUCCCCACAUAAAAAGUCCCUUUGUGCGUUUGUCAAGUUCUCGCUUUGUUCACUGAAAAUUUCCAGCUGGAAAGUCCACAGAUCGAAACAAGAAGAGAUAUUGGGAAUUUAGCAAAAGAACUACAAAACGAGCGGGAUCUGAUUUGUAUUCUCAUGUUGGGAUCGUUCAACGUUUGAUCGAAUUCAAAUUUGUACAAUAUCUACACAAACAUGGAUGCCAGUGACCUAGAGGAAGAUUGUGCACCUGGUGUUGCUACAGACCCGCGUAAAUUUGGACCUGCAGGUGCUGAAAAACAUAAGUGUGAGGAGAGAUGCGAUUCUGACCUAGGGUCCUCCAUUUCUAUUUCCAACGACAGUGGGUGCAUCAAAGAUAUCCGAGAACAAAUUUUGAGACAUUCGAUUAGAUCUAAAUUAGAGCCACCAGUAGACGAACUUACUGAAAGAAUUAACCAAGUCACUGUACGAGACGAUGAAGAUGAAGGCAUAUGUGAAUCUGUGAAAGAAGAGGAACUCAAAGAAGAAUCGUCUGAAAAUUUCACGGAUGACGAUUUCUUAGUCUAUGGGAGGGAUGCAGAUGGCGAUACCCUCCUCCAUCUUGCAAUAAUUACAGGAAAUGUUACGCUGGCGAAAGUGUUCAUCGAAGUUGCACCGUGGCCGGAAUGUUUGGACAUUUACAACGACAAACUCAGACAAACACCACUGCAUCUCGCCGUAUUAAUGAAACAAAUUCAAGUUGUCAAACUUUUAUUAGACAAUGGUGCCAAUCCUGAAAUGUUCGAUCACCACGGCGACACCGCGCUGCACGUUGCGUGUCGCUCUGGAAAUGUUACUAUGGUGAAUGAAAUUUUAAAACCCCGAGAAUCGCGAGUCUCGCAGAAUCUGAAUGUAAGGAACUAUGAAGGACAUACUUGUCUGCAUUUAGCAGUGUUGGGUGGUUACAAGAAAAUUGCCGAUAUUUUGUUGAAAUCUGGUGCUGAUGUGAACGUUGGGGAUGGCAAAAGCGGUGCCACGGCGCUUCAUCUGUCCGUGAAAGGCAACAAACUAGACAUUCUCCCAGUACUACUGGAGCAAUCAGACAUCGCGAUAGACAAGAAAACGUACAAUGGUGCCACUCCCCUCAUGCUUGCCGUUGGGCGCCGUAAUGAUAUUAUUGAACUUCUUCUGAGUCAUAAUGCUGACUUUGAUUGUAUAGAGUCCCUUAGUUCCAGUGAAGACGAAGAUUAAAACUAGAAUAUCUGUAUUUAGACAUUAAAACGACGAAAUCUCAGGGCCGUUAUGUGAUAAAUACUGUACCAAGUCAACCGGGUUGUCGAGCAGUGAUUGGCUGAUGUGUAUCCGGGAAUUUUAUUAUCACCUAUUAUGAUGUAUUUAUUCAGGAGUCGUUCAUACCUGCCGUAAUUUAGCGGUGUGGCGUGAUCGACUUCCUAUAAUGUAAUCAACAAAUUCAAGUAGUAUGUAGUUGGAAUAAAUUAAAGCCUUAUAAUUUUG